Molecule: messenger RNA, 720 nt
Organism: Cucumis sativus (cucumber)
Lineage: Eukaryota; Viridiplantae; Streptophyta; Magnoliopsida; Cucurbitales; Cucurbitaceae
Product: transcription repressor OFP8
Exons: 1
Coding region: 1-720 (239 amino acids)
Biological process (GO): negative regulation of DNA-templated transcription
Source: RefSeq, a predicted model, not a curated record
AUGGAAAAAAGAUUCAAACUAAGAUUCUCACGCCUAUUCCAAUCCUCAUUCUUCUCUUGUCGUUCCAAGAAAAAUUCCGAUAUCCUUAUUUCUCAUAAACCCAUUUCCAAACCCUUAAUUUCUCCUAAACCCCCUCAACUUUCCUCUAAUUACACUCCAAAACUCCCUCUUAAUCCUUCCCAUUUUCAAUUCCCUCCCCCUCCUGCCUCUUCUCCCAUUAUCUCCCCACCUCUUUCCCAUCUCAACGAUUGCUUAUCACGCCACAGAAGCAAAUCCAAAAUCAAGAGAAGAAAGAAUCCACAUUCUCGGCCUGCACCACCAGCACCACCACUACCGCGGCCGCACCCGGAAGACUUCGGUAGUGCGUGGUGGUAUGGUGGACAUGACGAAACAGAGGAGGAUGAAACAGAGACUCUGUUUUCUUCACGAAGUUUAACGUCGGAUUCGUCCGUGUCACGCCGCCGUCAUCGACGGAGACAUGGUCGCCGGAGACCGGAGAGGAAAAUGAGAGAUGGGUUUUUUGCGGUGGUGAAAAACUCGUCGAAUCCGUACAUGGAUUUUAAGGCGUCAAUGGCGGAAAUGGUGGUUGAGAAGAAGAUAUUUGGAGGGAAAGAGUUGGAAGAGCUUUUACAAUGCUUUAUUUCACUUAAUUCUCGUCAUUAUCAUAAAGUGAUUUUUGAAGUUUAUUCGGAGAUUAAAGAAGCUCUUUUUUUUCUCUGA